Molecule: messenger RNA, 2732 nt
Organism: Cydia strobilella
Lineage: Eukaryota; Metazoa; Arthropoda; Insecta; Lepidoptera; Tortricidae
Product: zinc finger protein with KRAB and SCAN domains 7-like
Exons: 12
Coding region: 108-2732 (874 amino acids)
Cellular component (GO): nucleus
Molecular function (GO): zinc ion binding
Source: RefSeq, a predicted model, not a curated record
GUGCUUUCCUUAAUUUUCAGUGUGAUGUGAUUAGUUAAAAAGCAAUCAGAUUUUUUUGCCAAGAAUUAAAUCAUUGUACUUUCUAUUUGUACAUGUACUAACAAAUAAUGGAUAUAACACGAAAAACUUCAAAGCACGCUUUACUCUGUUGUCGUGCCUGUCUACUGACCGAUUGUAAACUUUACGAUAUCCAUGAAAAUAAUCUAGCUGAUACCUUUUCCCGCGUCUCGGGGACUCCAGUGUUUAAAGACAAGAUGCCGCAGCAUGUAUGUGCAUACUGCCUCUCGUUUGUAAUGAAAUGUACGAACUUCCGAGAGACGUGUCUCCGCUCACAGCAAUGCCUCCUGUCAGCGUUACUCGAAGGAGAGGUUGACACAGAACGUGUCCGCAGAAUCGACCGCCCCACCAAGAGACUCAAUUUAUCUUUAACAAAAAUUCAUGUCAUAGACCACACAACAAGCUCACUGACAGACUUGGAACAUAAAACUAAUAACGACGUUGAUAUAGACAAUAUUGUAGAAGAAACUGAAGUGAAAACAGAAAUUUAUAAUAAAAAUGAUGAAGUUAAAAUAGAUGAAGAUACAGAUACAGAUUUUGAUUUAAAUGAUUUCAAAAGUACAAAGAAAAAGACUGAGCUUGAAGUAAAUGAAAUAAUAGAGACUACAGAUGAUAAAGAUGAAAUAAAUUACAUUUCUUUAGAAAAUACAACAAAUGUCAAAAUAGAAAUUGAGAUGGUCAAUGAUGAAAUAAGCGUAGCGGAUAAUGAUGAUAAUGGCUUUAGUGAUACAGAAAGUGAUGACAGCCUACUAAAAAAAGAAAAUAAAAGAAAAAAUAUCAAAGCUACCAGAAAGAAGAAAAAACUCAGAGAAGAUGAUUAUGAUGACGAUGACAAUAGUGAUACAGAAAAUGAUAACAGCCCAGUGGAAAAAGAAAACAAGAGAAAGACUAUCGGGGUUACAUGGAAGAAAUAUUCCAAAAAAGUGAGAGAAGAUGAUAAUAAUGAUGAUAGUUAUACAGAAAAUGAUAACAGCCCAGUGAAAACAGAAAAUAAGAGAGAGACUAUCAGAGUUACAAGGAAGAAAUAUUACAAAAAAGUGAUAGAAGAUGAUAAUGAUGAUGAUAGUGAUACAGAAAAUGAUAACAGCCUAGUGAAAACAGAAAAUAGGAGAAAUACUAUUAAAGUUAUGAGGAAGAAAGGUUCUAAAAAAGUAAGAUAUGAUGAUGAUGAUACUGAUACAGAAAAUGAUAACAGCCUAAUGAAAAAAGAAAAUAAACGAAAGACGGUCAAAGACAAGAAGAAAUCAUAUAAGGGAAAAAAAUCUAAAAAUAAUUCUGAUGACGCAGACGCUUUUGAGGACGAAUCAGAGAAGGGAAGAAAAAGAAAAAAAGUGUUUAGGGAUCCGGCAAAUGAUUACCUUCCUAUCAUUGAUUAUGACAAGUACGCGAACGACUAUGGGAUGGAAAUUGUCACUCUGAGCAAGGACGAACAAUUAGAAGAGAUCGCGUCGCGUAAGAAGUCCCGCAUUUACUUGAACUCUCGGUUUAAGUGUGCCCCCUGCGGAAAAGGGUACAUAACAGAGGCCGCUUACAACAACCACCAAACCAGACAUAACCCGAGCGAUGGCGCACACGUUUGCGAUAUCUGCGGAGUGCGCUUCAAGAAACUAAGCAGGAUGCGGAUGCACCAAGUUCUGCAUCGGUUCAAGUUUAUAUGCAAGGAGUGCAACUAUGUCUCACGAACCAGCGUGACAGCAAAAAUUCACCAUGCGAUGCACGCGGGCGAGACGUUCGACUGUGAGCACUGUGAGAGGAGCUUCAACAAGCGUACGACGUACUUGGGCCACUUGCGUCUGACGCACCCCGCCAUGAAUGUGGCAUGCGACAUGUGCGGCGAGACGUUCAUCGGGCAGAGGGGGCUGGCCUUGCACCAGAAGAAGACUCACGGAAAGCUCACGAAACCACAGCAGUUUAAAUGCAAGACCUGUUCAGUGAAAUUCAAUAGUGUCUCGGCGCUGAACACACACACAGACACGGCCGGCGAGCACGGAGACCUGCGGCCGUGCGAGCAGUGCGGCGAGAACUGUGCGAGCGAGGACGCGCUACGGGAACAUGUCGAAGAGAAACAUCCAAUCGAGUCACAUCGCUGUGAAGAGUGCAACAUGACGUUCCCAACCACCUCAACCUACGAGGUUCACCACCGACGCAAGCAUCUCAACCAGCGGUUCAGAGUUGGCGACGGAGCCGAACCUCGAAAACGGGGCCUUUACGUGAAGCGAGAGAAACUCCCCCCGCGCGUACCGCGCCCGCGCGGUCCGCAGGUGUGCGACCAGUGCGGAAAGAUACUACCGAGCGCGGCUAAGCUGCGUAUCCACCAGCACUUCCACCUCGAGGUGAAGCCGCACCCCUGCCCCCACUGCCCGAAGACAUUCGCCACCAGAACAAUUUUAGAGUUUCACCUGAGGAUUCACACCGGGGAGAAACCCUUCCAGUGCCCGCUGUGCCCGUCCACCUUCCGAUUGCGAACCACCUUCACCCGACACCACAAAACAGUGCACCUGAACCAGCGCGAUGAGUGUCCGUGCUCGGUGUGCGGGCACGUGUUCACAACAAGGUCGUCCGCCAAGUCGCACGCCGCGCGCGUGCACGGCGGCGCGCCCUGGCCCAAACAGACACGGAAGAAACGGAAACCCAAGUCCAAGGACACGGCCGUGGAUAAUAAAUUAUUAAAAUAA